Messenger RNA from Ricinus communis (castor bean), 2303 nucleotides. Its product is annotated as probable serine/threonine-protein kinase At1g01540. Gene Ontology annotation, molecular function: ATP binding; protein kinase activity. Gene Ontology annotation, biological process: protein phosphorylation. NCBI's taxonomy places the organism in Eukaryota, Viridiplantae, Streptophyta, Magnoliopsida, Malpighiales, Euphorbiaceae. The coding region runs from base 477 to 2006 and encodes 509 amino acids. The transcript is spliced from 7 exons. The record is from RefSeq and is a predicted model, not a curated record.
GCAUUUGCAUAUAAACUUUCAAGCAUUCCAUUUUCCUCAAUUUCUUUCCAAUUGUAAAUAAGCGCUAAGGUAAUCAUAGUGUUUCACUUACCCAUUGAGAAAGAAGAAAAAAAAGAGAAGAAAAAAAGAAAAAGGUGAAAAAAAAACAAAAAAAAGUCAUUAGUAGCAGCACUAACAAUCAUAACCUAAAAUAGUGCUCAAGUUUGACACUGUAGUCACCUUCAAUAAAAUAUAGAAAUGGAACUUUCAACAUUCUCCUCCUAGUAAAAACAACAAAUCCUGAAAGCCAUUGGUAACCAGGGAUUAAAAGUCCCAUCAUGCCAGCUGCAGUUGCCACACCACUAUACUCUCUGUCUCUCUCUCUCUCUCUCUCUUUAUUUCUUUCAUUAGCAAUCUUUAUAACUGUAAAUUCUGUUUCUAUGCUGUAGAAUCAAGAAUCCUCUGCUUUCUCUGCUUUGUUAGCAAAACAGAAUCAAAUGUCUGAUCAGAAAACAGGGUUAAUGAAUGACCAAUUAUCAAAACCAACUUCGGUUUUUGGUUUAAGAGUAUGGGUAGUUCUUGGUGUUUGUGUAGGUGCAGCAUUUGUUCUUGUUCUUUUCUUGAUCACUGUCUGGCUAGCUUCAAAACGUUCCAAGAAAGAUAAUAAAAAUAGCAAACCAAAAAUUCCAGUUGUAUCCAAAGAGAUCCAAGAAAUCAGAGUUGAACCCGUUAAACCAAACCGAGCUCAAAUCCAAACCCACCCGUUUCCUGACCCAGAAAUUGCCGCUGGAAAUGAAAGACAAGCUUUAUUGCUUAUGCCACCGGAGGAGGAAAGUCCAAUGGGGUAUCAUCAUGGUACUGGUAAUAUUCAAAUUGAGAUCGGUAAAGGUCAUUUGAUUUCUUAUCCCGUGUCUUCUGGAGAAGCGCCACGUGGCGGUGGCGAUCAGCUGGCUAUGGUGGUGGGUCCUGAUGUAUCACAUUUAGGUUGGGGACAUUGGUAUACUUUGAGAGAGUUAGAGGCAUCAACUAAUGGUUUUGCUGAUGAGAAUGUGAUUGGCCAAGGAGGGUAUGGGAUUGUUUAUUAUGGUGUUUUAGUGGAUAACACUCAGGUUGCUGUCAAGAACUUGCUCAAUAAUAGGGGACAAGCUGAGAAGGAAUUCAAAGUUGAAGUGGAAGCAAUUGGAAGAGUUAGGCAUAAGAAUUUAGUGAGACUGCUUGGUUAUUGUGCUGAAGGAUCUCAUAGGAUGCUGGUUUAUGAGUAUGUGAACAAUGGAAACUUAGAACAAUGGCUUCAUGGAGAUGUAGGAUCUUGCAGUCCUCUUACUUGGGAAAUAAGAAUGAACAUCAUCUUGGGUACGGCAAAAGGGCUAACCUAUCUUCACGAGGGACUUGAACCGAAAGUUGUUCACCGUGACAUAAAAUCAAGCAACAUUCUGCUUGACAAACUAUGGAAUGCCAAAGUUUCAGACUUUGGCCUUGCCAAGCUUCUUUACCCAGAGAGCAGCUAUAUUACAACUCGUGUAAUGGGGACAUUUGGCUAUGUAGCUCCUGAGUAUGCGAGUACAGGCAUGGUAAAUGAAAGGAGUGAUGUGUUUGGCUUUGGAAUUCUUAUUAUGGAAAUUAUUUCUGGAAGGAAUCCAGUUGAUUAUAGCCGGCCCCCGGAUGAGGUGAAUUUAGUUGAAUGGCUUAAGAGGAUGGUUACUAACAGGAAUCCUGAGGGAGUGCUGGAUCCCAAGCUACCCGAGAGGCCUUCUUCAAGAGCAUUGAAGCGAGUUCUUCUUGUCGCUUUACGUUGUGUAGACCCAAAUGCGCAGAAGCGACCAAAAAUGGGACAUGUUGUACAUAUGCUUGAAGCGGAUGAGUUCCCCUUCAGAGAUGAUCGCAGAGGAGGAAAAGACCCAAGAGGCACACAGUGCGACAAUAAUAAGGAUGCGUUGAUGGAGAACUCAAUGACAGAAUCAGGUGAUAGAAGUGGGGUGCAAGAUGGUGACGUGAUCAAGAAUACCAGGGAGAAAAGCAAUCAGUGAGCUUGUUCAGAGUGGGAUUGCAAAUACGUAAGUUACUGCCUGCUGCUGCUCUGCUCCUUGUAGAUAAGAUACUGGCCUACCAAAAUGAAAGCAACUCUGUAACCAUCUCUUAUUUUCCCCUAUACUAUUUGUUUGUAUCUUGUACACCUGCGGAAAAUAUACCAGCCAUCAUAGGAAGAUAGAAAUCAAACGUCACAAUCAAGGACUCUCUUUUUGUUGGAAAAGCUUUGAGCAUAAGGUCUGUCAUGUAAUUCGCAGUUGCAAUGUAAUAAAUAAGGUAUAUAACUUCUCUACUAA